AAAAAAUUAAUUAAUAUUCCGACCAAAAAAAAAGGUAAAAGACACAAAAAAAAACAACAUAAAAAAAAAAACCUUGUCAACAAGGAAUUCAUGUUGAACAGAGUUGGCUUAGAUUAGGUUAUGACAGUUAAGGUUUGUUUUCUUUUUUCACUGUCUAAGAAAAGAACGAGUCCUAGGGAACCCUAACAAAGGGGUUAAAAUCAGCCAAUGUCUGCCACACUUCCCCUAUUUUUACCGCACGUUCUCUCUAGUUAUCUCAUAGCCAUAAACUUUCCUCCUAAUCGAACUAAACAAAACAACAACAACAAAAAAGUGAAACAGUAAAAAAAAACCCAAAAAAGAAACACCCAUCUCUCAACCUUUGAAACGAAAAGCUAUUUUGUAUCUAAGGAAGUGAGAUAUGGAAGAUGAGAGCCAUGGAAAUGGCAGAAGUAACUAUCCGACGACGACUAGAGAGAGUUCAGAAGGUGGUGAUAUUAACGACAACAAUAGCUCGUCGCUAAAGCGUAUCAAAAUCGAACACAACAUCAAUAGCAGCGGUUGUUCAAGUACUACACCCGUCACCAUUAAUAUUCCUACUACUACGACGACACCGACUCAUCAUCAUACAAGCAGCAACAACAACAAGGAGCAAGAUCGCUUCCUGCCCAUUGCCAACGUGGGCAGGAUCAUGAAGAAGGUGAUACCGGGGAACGGGAAGAUCUCCAAAGAUGCCAAGGAGACCGUCCAAGAAUGCGUGUCGGAGUUCAUCAGCUUCGUGACCGGAGAAGCCUCCGAUAAGUGUCAGAGGGAGAAAAGGAAGACAAUCAACGGCGACGACAUCAUAUGGGCUAUAACGACGCUAGGGUUUGAAGAUUACGUGGCGCCCCUCAAAUCGUACCUCAACAAGUACAGAGAGAUCGAGGGCGAGAAACUGAACCUGCCGAAACAGCAGAGAGUCGAGCCGAGAUUACCACAACAGCAGCAGCAACAACAACUACAGCAGCAUCAAGUACCGCAACUGCAUCACCAUCAUCAACAUCAAGUACUUCACCAUCUUGAUGGUGAGAUCAAACAUACUCCAUAACUUUCUCCCCUCCUACUUCAAUUCCCAAACAAUUACAGCAACAAGAUGAACUUGAUUCAGUCAGACAGUGGUAAGAAGAAAAGAAGGGGGGAAAAGUACAUAGGGAAAAAAUGGAGGAAAAUAUUUUUAUUCUUUUGUUUUAUAUUUAAGUUCCAUCUUAAUUAUUUUUCUUUUUUCCUUAUAUUUUUUUAUGGAUUUCUAAUACUUGAUGUCGCAUGUCUAUUUGGAGAUGCUAUCAUUAAAUAAUUAAUACAGUAUAUAAAAUCAA
Linum trigynum is the source of this 1334-nucleotide messenger RNA. The record is from the annotation of a GenBank genome assembly. Lineage: Eukaryota; Viridiplantae; Streptophyta; Magnoliopsida; Malpighiales; Linaceae.